Cheilinus undulatus (humphead wrasse) is the source of this 3188-nucleotide messenger RNA. RefSeq names its product protein phosphatase 1, regulatory subunit 18 (gene ppp1r18). Lineage: Eukaryota; Metazoa; Chordata; Actinopteri; Labriformes; Labridae. The record is from RefSeq and is a predicted model, not a curated record. The transcript is spliced from 3 exons. Gene Ontology annotation, molecular function: phosphatase binding. Bases 1 to 2226 code for a protein of 741 amino acids.
AUGAUCCAAGCUGAAAGUGUGCAGAAAAGUCAUGUGAGUGCAUCUGCAGAGCUGCCUAGUGCAGGCCAUGCUCAGCACAGACAGGAAUCAGCUUUCAAAGAAUGCUCAAGUUUACUCUGUGCAAUCACAGACAGGGCAAAAGACAUCCACACAGGGCCGGAGUGGAGUGGUGCAGGGCCACAGGGGUCUUAUCUUGCACAUAGCGUUCUGUCCAGACAAACAGAGGAACUUAUCAGUAAAAUAGAAAAGAUUGGAGACACAACUGUUUAUAACAGUGAUAGAGGAGAAAGGGCCAGCAAGGCUGCAUAUGAAAUGACUAAAGAGAGCAAACAGGAAGGGCAAACAUACAAUGACAGUGAAUCUGAGAACCCUGCUCAUCAUAUAACUCCUAGAUCUCCAAAAAGGAUUCCACCCAGUGGGAUCCCUACUGCUCCCCUUGAGAUUCAAAUCCCCAGAAGUGUGUUUUACGUGGCCCAAGAUAUUGAGGAGAAAAAAAAGGCUGAAGCUCAAGGUGAUGAGGGGAAAGACUGGGAAGCAGGUAAAGGGGUUGAAAGGAGGGAUAGCUGGAGGAUAGGGAAGCCCCUAAGUCGCAUUGAGUCCCUGCGAGAGAAAAUCAGACAAAGAGAGCUGGAGAAGCGACAAAAAGACGCCCAAGAUGGAGGUGAAGCUGCAGAGAAAAAUGACACAGCUGGAGCGAGUUAUGAUGAGAGGGGAACUGAGAUAGAGAAAGAGAGAGAACCUGCAGCGAUUAUGCGGAAGAGGCCGGUCGAAGCAGACAGGGGACAGGAAGACACAACAGUGCAGACAUCCAUGACAGCGCUUGACGUCAAACAGGAAGUGUUGAAAACCAGCCCCCAACAUCCUGUUUCUGUCCCACACUCGCUACCAGCUACCAGAAGAGAGGAAGUAACAAGUGUGUUUGCCACUGCUGCCACUGAAGGUAUCUCAGACAGCUCCCAGACGAAUGAGGAUGAAGAGAGCCCGCUAAAAAAUGUGGAGGAACAGCUGAGGCGCUACAGGAGCCAACAGGAGGACAAAGAAAUCGAAAGGACCGACGAGGACAAGCAACUCUCAGAGGUGAAAGCUGAGGAUUAUCCAUCACCUCUGGAUUCUUUACAGUCACUCACUCCUUUGCAACCACAUCCCAAUUCUCUCACAGCCAUGAGCCGGAUCUACAACUUGGAAACAGUAGGCUCGAGGUCAGGCUUGUGUCUAAAGGAGAGGACUGUAGAUAUCCCACCGGUGCACCUUGUAAAAGUCAAGCCCCUCAAUUCAAAUGCACAGCAACCAGACAGCAAAGGUGAAGACUCUUGUGGAGUUCAGACGAUUCAACAACAGAUAGAGCAGUUUCAGCUGAAAGAGCAGGAAGCACUGAAGUCAUGUACAUUGACAAAUAAUCCUCUUAAUGUCAGGGGGACCAAGGGGCAGCAAAGUUCAAAGGAAGUACUCAAGCACCUUGUAAAGGACAAUGCCAAGACUCAGGAGAAAGACCAAGAAUCAUCUGAAUCAAACCUUCCUCAGCGUUCUUGUUCCCCAACGUCUCGGUUUAAGCCGUUGAACCAAAACAUCACCGUCAACCCAUCACUUCUCAGGAGCCAAUCCCCGGACAAUACCCUGAAACCCACAGAUUGUACCUCGACCCCAGUCUGCUCCCCAUCUCCUGCCCAAUCUCCUAGCAUCUCCCCAUCUUCUACCCCAUCCCCCACACUCUUUUCCAUCAGGAGUGCCUCUGGCGGCCAGGUGAAGAGAGGUGCCACCAUCACGAUAUCGCCGAGAAAAACUACAGGGGUGGCAGGGUCCACCACUGCGUCCCCCACAACAGGGUCAACUGCCUCAAAGACCUCACAGCAGCAGGCCCAGACGGCAUCCACUUUAGCUGAGCCAUCAAAAAAGAAGUACCCAACUGUGGAAGAGAUUGAGGUGAUUGGUGGAUAUCAGAAUCUGGACAGGUCCUGUCUGGUCAAGAUCAGAGGUACCCCCAAAAGGGGAAAGGUUUGUUUUGAUGAGGAUCAGCUGGAGCAGCUGUGUGAGUACCCAUCAGAGACCUCCAUGCUGGCCAGUACCCCCUUCCCUCAUGACCUGUGGAGGACUGAGAGGCCACAGAAUGAGGACGCGCAGGAUGAGGAGGCCGAAGUGGAGGGAGGAGGGAUUGUGUCCAAAGGCAUAAGGAACGUAGGGAUUUCAACAGGACGAGGCCUAAGAGUGGAUGAGUCUUGCCCUCGGUAGAAGCCAGUCACCUCACCAAAAUUGCCCAUGUGAUGAGAUCACCAACAUUUUGUUGAACAGCAGCGCGUGUUGUCUGUUAUCUUUUUGUUGUUUUUUAUGUGGUUGAGUGAGUUGAAGUGAGUGCUUGUAUAUCUUUGUGGUGUUUCUAUUUUGAAGUAGCAUCAAAAUGAAUAAGUGUUUGAAAAAGACAUGAACAGAUGCGUUUGGUUUAUGCAGAGGAAAAUAAUUGUUUACUGGAUAAAAUAUCAUUUAGUCUAAUUUUCAGGAAAGUGACGACAAAUGUGAAUGUAUACAUGUGGUACAUGUUAUAAACACCCUCAGGUGUGCCCUUUGGGGCAGUGAAAGAUCACUUGUCUAUGCAAUUAAAUGAUCAAAUUUUAUUUUUUAGUUUAUUUGAUAGUUUAUUAACUUUCUAAAUUAAUGUAAGUAUUGCAUCAGCACUGAAGAGUGAUGUUUAUAUCAUCUGGUUCAUGUGCCUAUUGGAUUUGCCCAUACAGAUGAUAUGAAGAUUGAUUUAUAUAAUUUUUUAAUGCUUUGGACUGAAGCCUUUUUAUUGACCUUCUCUCAGCGGGUGUUGUGUUGAACAUUGUAGAAUCAGGGUCGGUGCAAUGUGUGCUCUGUGGGUUUUUGUUGAGCCUUACUGUUCACAAUAACAACUCUGGUAACGGUUCAGUCAGUGUGUGGAUGUCAAUGAAAUUAUCUUUUUUUUUUUUGUUAUGUGGAUGAUGACAGAGUUGUGUGAGUGAGAGUCCCUGAGAGGAAGCUGAUCUAACAUCAUAAGUCAUCAUAUUACAGCCAUUAUCAAACUCCUGGUUGUGUAAACUCUACAAAACAAUAUCAACUCAGAGUAUUUCUUAUUUGUACAUUUAUGUGAAAUUGGUGGAAGAUGGAAAUCUGCAAAUUAUUUUUUUCUAUGACAGUUUAAGAAGCUGGCUUCAAAAGAAAAAAAAAUCAAAUAAAUA